AACAAACUUUUCUGUGGGACUGCCUGCUUCCCUUCCCACAUAGUGCUGUGUCUGAAGCACUGGACUAAAGGCGUUUGAGGGACUCCCACCUAUUUCUACCUGAAGCCAAGGCCCAAAAUCAUCUGUCGCCAUGUCGAGCAAGCGUGCCAAGGGGAAGACGACCAAGAAGCGCCCCCAGAGGGCCACCUCCAAUGUGUUCGCCAUGUUUGACCAGUCUCAGAUUCAGGAGUUCAAAGAAGCCUUCAACAUGAUUGACCAGAACAGGGACGGCUUCAUCGACAAGGAGGAUCUGCAUGACAUGCUGGCCUCUUUGGGUAAAAACCCGUCAGAUGAAUACCUGGAGGGCAUGAUGAGCGAAGCACCGGGACCCAUCAACUUCACCAUGUUUCUCACCAUGUUUGGAGAGAGGCUCAAUGGCACCGACCCAGAGGACGUCAUCCGCAACGCCUUCGCCUGCUUUGACGAGGAAGGGUCUGGUGUCAUCCACGAAGACCAUCUGAGGGAGCUGCUGACCACCAUGGGCGACCGCUUCACGGACGAAGAGGUGGAUGAGCUCUUCCGUGAGGCGCCCAUUGACAAGAAGGGCAACUUCAACUACGCAGAGUUCACCCGCAUCCUCAAACACGGCGCCAAAGACAAAGAUGACGAAUAGCGUACAACGGAGACGUGACCACACACCUGCCUCUGCACACAGAUCACCAUAUGUCCAUUUCCACAUUUAAGAAUACGUGUCAUUAUCAGUUUAUAAAUGAUGUGGAUUAGUUUGCUUAUGAAAUAUUCCCCAACAGUCUUCCUUGAAGGUUACCAUGAAGACCUGCAUCUCAUCUACUGAUAGCGUUGAGAUGCUAUUUACACCACCACAAUGUGUGCAUGCAGAGAGCUGAUUGGACAAUCAGUUGCAAAAUACCAGAAUAGUUUACCUCUUCCUGCCAUUUAGCUAGCACGGUUACAAAAUGCACUGCAAUCUUCCCCCACAAUACGUACAAUGUCACAUUUAAAUGGAUCGGGAAGUAGAUUGCUCAUAUUGUGUUUAUUCCUUUAUGACAGGGUCGGGGAACCUAUGCCCAUAAGGGGCCCGUGAAAGAAUUUUAAGCAAUUCUAAAAACAGAGGAACUGGUAUAAAAAAUAUUUGAACCACACAUGGUUAUGAUCUAUAGUCAAAAAUAGUUGCAUUUUUUCCAAACUAGAGUACAGAAACUGAUAUGGCCUCUGAUAGGAAAAAGUUCCUCCCCUGCUUUGUAUGCCAAUCGAAUGUUGGGUGUAAAGUACAGUAUGUAGGACUUGAUGGGGUGGGAUCUAAGAGUUUGUAGUUAAAGCUCUAAAGUCCCAUGCUGGUUGCAUGCAUUUGUUUGGUCAUGUGUAUUGUGAAACUGCAGGGUGAAAAUUUCUCCAAUGAAUAAACUAUGUUUAUCCAUG
Molecule: messenger RNA, 1416 nt
Organism: Phycodurus eques (leafy seadragon)
Lineage: Eukaryota; Metazoa; Chordata; Actinopteri; Syngnathiformes; Syngnathidae
Gene: myl9b
Product: myosin, light chain 9b, regulatory
Exons: 4
Coding region: 131-652 (173 amino acids)
Biological process (GO): platelet aggregation; myofibril assembly
Cellular component (GO): stress fiber; myofibril; cytoplasm
Molecular function (GO): calcium ion binding
Source: RefSeq, a predicted model, not a curated record